Molecule: messenger RNA, 3402 nt
Organism: Siniperca chuatsi (mandarin fish)
Lineage: Eukaryota; Metazoa; Chordata; Actinopteri; Centrarchiformes; Sinipercidae
Product: coagulation factor IX
Exons: 12
Coding region: 1479-2963 (494 amino acids)
Biological process (GO): blood coagulation; proteolysis
Cellular component (GO): extracellular region
Molecular function (GO): serine-type endopeptidase activity; calcium ion binding
Source: RefSeq, a predicted model, not a curated record
AACACGACAGCGGACAGAUGAUGCAGCUGUGCCACGUCGGAUUUAACUGACGUCACUUCAAAAUGAAGCUUCGAAGCAAAGAAAUCUUAUUAUGUUAAAGCCUGUUGCCUCGACUCCUCUCCCCUCCAGUCUGCUCCUCGCCUCCUCCACUCGCAUCUCCGGUGGGAGGGACUACGACGAGAGGAGGCGAGGAGGACUGAGAAAUGGGAAAGGCCUGAAGUCCCACCAUCCUUAACAAGUUAAGUUGAUUUUAAAUACCUCACCUUCCCCUUCAUUUACAUAUUAAUUGUAAAUAUUUGACAAAUCCAUGGGUGAUGAGUUUAAAGUGUUAUUAAGGUGAAGGGAUUUUGAUUCACAUUAGGGGUCUGAAAUAUUUUAAGCUGCCAAUUAAUGAGAUUUUAAACGAUUCUUAUUCAGUAUUCAGGUUGUGGCAAAUUAAUUAAUACAUUAAUUGUAAUAGGAGAUGUUUGAUUGGUUUUCUGAUUGGAUGAGGGGAGAAAACACCUUGAAAUGUAUUUAUUAGUUAUAAAAUAACAUUACAGGUACCUCUUACCUCAAUGUUUCAACAGAGGUGCUAAUUCAGGAUUAAUGAAUGGACAAAUGAAUGAAUUGUAACGUUUUAAGGAGUUUUUAAUAAUAAUUGCGCAGUUUAAAAAGGGCUUAAAAGCCGUCAAAUUGUGUGAAAACAUCCUGGAAUUUUUACCUUAAUGGAAAUAUUUCCUUUUCUCGUCAGGUCACACUUUUCCUCACAGAUUUUGUCUUGAAGGAUCAUCAGAGGCUGCUGUGACCUUUGACCUCUUCACCAUCUCUUCACUUCCUUUACAAGUUGAUGAUCUCAGUCAAAACACCAAGCGUCCGUCCUCACAGGAGACAACAGGAGACAACUAAAGGCAGCAGGAGACAACAAAAGACAGCAGGAGACAACAGGAGACAACGAGACAAUUAAAGGCAGCAGGAGACAACAAAAGACAGCAGGAGACAACGAGACAACUAAAGGGAGCAGGAGACAACAAGAGACGACAAAAGACAACAGGAGACAACUAAAGGCAGCAGGAGACAACAAAAGACAGCAGGAGACAACAGGAGACAACGAGACAAUUAAAGGCAGCAGGAGACAACAAAAGACAGCAGGAGACAACGAGACAACUAAAGGCAGCAGGAGACAACAAAAGACAGCAGGAGACAACAAAAGACAGCAGGAGACAACAGGAGACAGCAGGAGACAACUAAAGGCAGCAGGAGACAACAAAAGACAGCAGGAGACAACGAGACAACUAAAGGCAGCAGGAGACAACAAAAGACAGCAGGAGACAACAGGAGACAGCAGGAGACAACGAGACAACUAAAGGCAGCAGGAGACAACAAAAGACAGCAGGAGACAACAGGAGACAGCAGGAGACAACGAGACAACUAAAGGCAGCAGGAGACAACAAAAGACAGCAGGAGACAACAAAGCAGGAGACGACAGACAGACAGACAUGCUGCCAGCUCUGACCUCGACUCUCUGCACUCUGCUCAUCUGCUCUGCUUUGAUCGAAUGUACAGUCUUCCUGGAUCAGUUGUCGGCAGGUCAGAUCCUCCGCUCGCCCUCCAGGACGCGUCGAGCCAACUCCUUCUUUCUGGAGGAGGUGUUACCAGGAGACCUGGAGAGGGAGUGUUACGAGGAGAGCUGCUCGCAGGAGGAGGCCUCCGAGAUCUUCCAGACCAAAGAGAAGACGCUGGAGUUUUGGUACAAAUACACAAAUCUGAACCCCUGUCGGACCAACCCCUGUCUGAACGGAGGGAUCUGCACUCUGGACCGAGGAGAGUUCCUGUGUCUCUGUCCUCCUCAGUACCAUGGCAAGACCUGCGACUCAAUGCUGUUGGAAUGUCGCUAUAGAAACGGCGGCUGCAUGCAGUACUGCAGAGACCUGCCGGGUGGAGCCGGAGUUCAGUGUGGCUGCGCUGAAGGAUUCAAACUGGAGCCUGACGGACACAGUUGCUACAAGACCGUGUCGUUCCCCUGCGGUCAUCAGCAGAGUGAGUUUUUAUACCAAGGUCGCUCUCUGUUGAGUCACUCUGAGGAGGUCAAUGUCACCAUGGAGACAGACGCCAUGUUGGUUGACAACAGCACAGACAGCUGGGUGCCUAAACUCAAUUUAACAGAGGCAGAGGAGGGGCUGAUGACAGUGAACGCAACGUCUGGACCGAGAGGAGGGAACGAGACAGAGCUGAGGUGGGAGGAGGGGGAAGGAGAGGAGAUGACACCUCGUAUCGUGGGUGGAGUCCUGGAGAAACAAGGAGGGAGUCCCUGGCAGGUUCUGGUCCACAGGUCUGAUGGUUAUGGUUUCUGUGGAGGGAUUCUGGUCUCUGAUCGUUGGGUGGUCUCUGCUGCUCACUGCUUCGAGGAGACUGCAGACCACGUUACUAUAGGAGACUUUGAUAAGUGCCGUCCUGAUCCAGGUGAGCAGCUGAUAAAGGUUCAGAAGGUCUUCAUUCAUCCUCACUUCCACUCCUUCACCUUCGACAGCGACAUCGCUCUGCUUUACCUCGUUCAGCCCGUCGUCAGGGGCCCCACUGCCAUCCCUGUCUGCCUCCCUGACCCCCACCUCUCAAAAUACCUGCUGCAGGAGGGAUACCGGGGUGUGGUGACGGGCUGGGGGGCCACUCAGUACCUGGGCAGGUCCUCCCGGUUCCUCAGGAAGGUGGCGCUGCCGGUGGUCAGCUACCAAGACUGCAUCGCAUCCACUGAGCAGGUGAUCACAGACAACAUGUUCUGUGCAGGUUACCUGGAGGCCAGUAUUGACGCCUGCAGUGGAGACAGUGGAGGACCGUUCGUGGUGAACUACAGAGGGACCUGGUUUCUGACCGGGGUGGUCAGCUGGGGAGAGAAAUGUGCUGAAAAGGGGAAGUACGGAGUUUAUACCCGACUGGGGAACUUCCUGAACUGGAUCCGAGACACCAUGAACAGACCGGACAUAUGAUUGGCUGAGCAUUGAGCGUCCUCACUCUCCACAGGAAACGAAGAUCAAACAGCAAACGACUCAAAACGCCACAAUUUCCAAAGUGUUUUCCUAAAGUUCCCACAGCUGCUUCCUCUCUGCUUUCGGUCUUUUUCAUUUCAACAUAAAGGUUCAAGUUUGCAACAUGUCUGUGUUCACCCAGCUUACAGAAGAUGUUUAGGUUUGGUUCGUCUGAACAUGCACAAACAGUGAAUUAUAAUUAGUUUCUAGUUCAGUUGUAUGUUAACUUCACCAAACUGUCCUCAGUGAUCAGAGAAGCCACAUCUUUGUGAUGAGUUACAGACUUUAACUUUUCUAGUUAACGUGAAGUUGUCUUUAUCUUUUCUGAACGUCUGUAAAAUGAUGAAACAUGUCGACUGUCGGCUGUGACUAAACAACUCAAAGCUUUUCUUUGCAAAAA